AUGGCGCGACAAAAGAGCAAACCGGUGAAGACGAUCACUGCCAAGCGUCAGUCCCCAUCCCCACCAUUUCUCUUUUCCUCCUUUCCAAUCCUCACCACCAAUCAACCACCUCAUCUCUAUCCAGACCCAAGGACGUCCGGCAAGUCCGCCAAGCAGGCCGUCUCGAGCGUCAAGAGGCCCUAUCGUUUCAAACCUGGCACGGUCGCGCUGCGUGAGAUCCGUCGUUACCAAAAGGGGACCAAUCUGUUAAUACGCAAGCUGCCGUGAGUAUCAUCUUGUGUCGUGAAGGGGGCUCGAAUAGCCUUUCGAAGCGUCAUGACGGCAGAGCUGAUACAAUGAGCCCACCUCAUACUUCGACCUCUCUAAAAGCUUCCAACGCAUCGUCCGCGAAAUCAGCCAAGACUUGCACUCCCACGGACAUGCUCUGCGUUUCCAAGCCUCGGCCUUGCAAGCGCUCCAAUAAGCGGCGGAGCAAUACUUCAUCGACCUGUUCGGCGAUUGUAACCGUGCGAUUCAUGCCAAGAGGGUGACGAUUCGGUUGAGUUGAGGUGGCGAGGGGGUGAUUUGGGCUAGGUUGGCCCAGGGUUCAAUCGAAACCGACUGUGUUGUAGUAUGGCAUCGGUGAACAGGCCGAAGGAUAUGCUGUUGGCGAGAAGGUUGAGGGGCGACAACUUGCGACAGUAUGGAGAUGUGCGUAGUUGA
Molecule: messenger RNA, 702 nt
Organism: Microbotryum saponariae
Lineage: Eukaryota; Fungi; Basidiomycota; Microbotryomycetes; Microbotryales; Microbotryaceae
Source: the annotation of a GenBank genome assembly